AUGCAUCCAAGAAAUAUUUUCUUUAACAAUGAACCAGAUUUCAACAAAUUAGCCAUAAAAUAUGAAAAUCUAAGAAAAGUUUGUAAAUUGAAUAAAAAGGGAAAAUUUCAAGUGAAUUUCCAAGACAUUGAUAGUAGUCGUAUUGUAGCCGAAGUCCUUCUAAAAGAAUAUUUUUCAUUAGAUAUAACAUUUAGUAAAAAUCAUCUAAUUCCAAGAAUAAAUAACCGACUUGAUUAUCUUUUAAUAAUUGAAGAUUUUUUUAAAUUGAAUUACAAGGAAAAUGGCAAAGUUCUUGGGAUUGAUAUUGGAGUUGGUGCUAAUUGCAUAUAUCCAUUGCUUGGAAAUAAAUUAAUGGGAUGGGAUUUUAUUGGUAUUGACAUUGAUGCAAAUGCGAUUGAGGAAGGAAAAAAAAUUAUUUCUAAUAAUAAUUUGAAAGAAAAAAUAAUGUUAUUGAUAAAAGAAGAGACAGAUGUUAGUAAUACUUUUGCACUUGCAGUAAAAAAUAUAUCUAAUAAUGUAAAAAUAUUUUCAAUGUGUAAUCCACCAUUUUUUGAUGACGAUGAAGUUAAUAAUCGUUUUAUAAACGUUGAAAAUUUGAAAAUAAAUAUGUUAUCUUCAAAAAGGCAUACACCUUCAUCUAUUACCAUUGCCACAGAAAAUGAACUUUCAUCAACAGGAGGUGAGAUAAAUUUUAUUAAAAAAAUGAUCGAAGAUAGUCAGGAUGAGGAUAUUUCAAAAAAAGUGUCAUUGUUUACUUCACUAAUUGGAAAGAAAAAAUCAAUCAAAGUUAUUGAAAAUAUUUUAAAAAAUAUAAAAAGUUGUUAUUAUAAAUUUUAUGAAAUGAAGCAUGGAAAAACAAGUCGAUGGAUUGUUAUGUGGACAUUCAAUGAAUCUCAUACUUUUCCAAAUAAAAAUUGGAGGAAACGCAAAAAAAUAUAA
Molecule: messenger RNA, 939 nt
Organism: Strongyloides ratti
Lineage: Eukaryota; Metazoa; Nematoda; Chromadorea; Rhabditida; Strongyloididae
Product: Methyltransferase-like protein 16
Exons: 2
Coding region: 1-939 (312 amino acids)
Biological process (GO): rRNA base methylation
Cellular component (GO): nucleus
Molecular function (GO): 23S rRNA (adenine(1618)-N(6))-methyltransferase activity
Source: RefSeq, a predicted model, not a curated record